This is a messenger RNA of Elephantulus edwardii (Cape elephant shrew), 2586 nucleotides long. RefSeq names its product neurotrypsin-like. NCBI's taxonomy places the organism in Eukaryota, Metazoa, Chordata, Mammalia, Macroscelidea, Macroscelididae. Gene Ontology annotation, cellular component: membrane. Gene Ontology annotation, molecular function: serine-type endopeptidase activity. The record is from RefSeq and is a predicted model, not a curated record. The coding region runs from base 1 to 2586 and encodes 861 amino acids. The transcript is spliced from 13 exons. Gene Ontology annotation, biological process: proteolysis.
AUGACGCUCACACAGCUCGUUGUGGCUCUGAUUUUAGGGGCUGUUCCCCAAGUGGUCAGCCUUGAUCCGAGCCUCAGUUCUUCCCCCCACCUUCUCACUCCGCAGCAGCAACAGCAGCAGAAGACGCCUCCACCUCCCCCUGUCCGGCGCCUUCCUUGGGCACUAGCAGCCCCGCGCCUACACUUAGUCCUUGCAGCGCCCAGGUCCCGGCUGCACCCGGGGGGCUGCCCUGCCGGUGAGCCGUGGGUCAACGUGACAGACUUCGGCGCCGCUUGUCUACGCUGGGCAGAGGUGCCACCCUUCCUUGAUCGGUCGCCCCCGACGGGUUGGUCUCAGUUGCGCGGGCAGCGCCACAACUUUUGUCGGAGUCCAGACAGCGCGAGCCGCCCCUGGUGCUUCUAUGGGAACGCCCAAGGCAAAGUGGACUGGGGCUACUGUGACUGCAGGCAGGGGUCAGUACGACUUCGUGGUGGCAAAAAUGAGUUUGAAGGCACAGUGGAAGUGUUUGCGAAUGGUGCUUGGGGAACAGUUUGUGGCAGCCACUGGGAUGAUUCAGAUGCAUCAGUUAUUUGUCACCAGCUGCAGCUUGGAAGAAAAGGAGUAGCAAAACAAACACCGUUCUCUACGUUCUCUACGCUGGGCCUUAUUCCCAUUCAUUGGAGUGAAGUCCGUUGCCGAGGAGAUGAAGAAAACAUACUGCUUUGUGAAAAAGCUAUCUGGCAGGGUGGGGCAUGUCCUCAGAAGAUGGCAGCUGCUGUCACGUGUAGCUUUUCCCAUGGACCCACCGUCCCGACCCUACGCCUUAUUGGAGGAAGCAGUAUGUAUGAGGGCCGAGUGGAAGUCUAUCAUGCCGGUCAGUGGGGAACUGUGUGUGAUGACCAAUGGGAUGAUGCAGAUGCCGAAGUCAUCUGCAGGCAGCUAGGCCUGAGUGGUGUUGCCAAAGCUUGGAAUCAGGCAUAUUUUGGGGAAGGAUCAGGCCCGAUAAUGUUGGAUGAAGUUCGCUGCACUGGGAAUGAGCUUUCUAUUGAGCAGUGCCAAAAGAGUUCCUGGGGAGAGCAUAACUGUGGCCAUAAAGAAGAUGCUGGAGUGUCCUGCACCCCUUUGACAGAUGGGGCCAUCAGACUUGCAGGUGGGAAAGGCAGCCAUGAGGGUCGCUUGGAGGUGUAUUACAGGGGACAGUGGGGCACAGUCUGUGAUGAUGGCUGGAUGGAACUGAAUACAUAUGUGGUUUGCCGACAGCUGGGAUUUAAAUAUGGCAAACAAGUGCCUGCAAACCAUUUUGAGGAGAGCAGAGGACCCAUAUGGCUGGAUGAUGUCAGCUGCUCAGGAAAGGAAACCAACUUCAUGCAAUGCACCAGGAGGCCGUGGGGAAGACAUGAUUGCAGUCAUCAGGAGGACGUUGGUGUCACCUGCCACCCCAGCAGCGAUGGACACAGACUGUCCCUGGGUUUUCCUAUCAGACUGAUGGAUGGGGAAAACAAGAAAGAAGGACGAGUGGAGGUCUUUAUCAGUGGCCAGUGGGGAACAAUUUGUGAUGAUGGAUGGACUGAUAAGGAUGCCACUGUGGUCUGUCGACAGCUUGGUUACAAGGGACCCGCCAGAGCAAGAACUAUGGCUUAUUUCGGGGAAGGCAAAGGACCCAUCCAUGUAGAUAAUGUGAAGUGCACAGGAAAUGAGAGAUCCUUGGUUGACUGCAUUAAACAAGAUAUUGGCAAACACAACUGUCGCCACAGUGAAGACGCAGGAGUUAUUUGUGAUUAUUUUGGAAAGAAAGCAUCAACUAGCAGUAAUAAAGAGUCCUUUUCAUCUAUGUGUGGUUUGAGGCUAUUACAUCGUCGACAGAAGCGGAUCAUCGGUGGAAAAAAUUCUUUAAGGGGUGGUUGGCCUUGGCAAGUUUCCCUUCGGCUGAAAUCAUCCCACGGAGACGGUAGGCUUCUUUGUGGGGCCACUCUCCUGAGUAGCUGCUGGGUCCUUACAGCAGCUCACUGUUUCAAGAGGUAUGGAAAUAGCACAAGGAACUACGUUGUUCGAGUUGGAGAUUAUCAUACUCUAGUGCCAGAGGAAUUUGAAGAAGAAAUUGGUGUUCAGCAGAUUGUGAUUCACCGCGAGUAUCGACCAGACAGCAGUGACUAUGAUAUUGCCCUGGUUCGAUUACAAGGGCCUGAAGAACAAUGCGCCAGAUUCAGCAGCCAUGUUCUGCCAGCUUGUUUACCACUCAGGAGAGAGAGGCCACAGAAAACAGCUCCAAAUUGUUACAUAACAGGAUGGGGAGACACAGGACGAGCCUAUUCAAGAACUCUACAACAAGCAGCUAUCCCAUUGCUUCCCAAGAGGUUUUGUGAAGAACGCUAUAAAGGUCGGUUCACAGGGAGGAUGCUGUGUGCUGGAAACCUCCAUGAAACCCAGAGAGUGGACAGCUGUCAAGGAGACAGUGGAGGCCCACUCAUGUGUGAACGACCUGGAGAGACAUGGGCUGUAUUUGGGGUGACCUCUUGGGGCUAUGGCUGUGGAGCAAAGGAUUCUCCUGGUGUUUAUACCAAAGUCUCAGCCUUUGUACCUUGGAUAAAAAGUGUCACCAAACUCUAA